AUGUCUUCAAAAAAAGCUUCCUCAACAACGGCACCACGAAAAAAGAUACAACUUAAAGUCGAUGAGAACACUACUCCGGAAAGUGUAUUGGUGGAGUAUAUUCGAGUUGGACAGACGGAAGAUAUAGAACAAUUAUUUAAGGACUAUUUGAUCGACCCAAAUUUUCCAAUUUACGACAAAUCGAGUGCCAAUACAAAUGAAAAAGUAGUGACUGACUAUCCGUUUACAUUAGCAGCUCGGAAUGGAUUUAAUGACGUUGUUCAAGUGCUUGUCAAAAACAAAGCAAAUAUUAAUUGCAAAAUCAAUGGAGAUAACAUUCUUCAUAUUGCUGUUUCUAACAACGAUGAAAAUUUUCUUAGAGCUAUGCUCGAGGUUGAGGUAGUCCAUCCAACCAAAAAGGAAAUUGUCAAAAAAAUUGAUAUUAAUUGUAGGAAUGAUAGAAACUUGAGACCAAUCGAUAUUGCUGUAAAUAAUAACGCGACCAAUUUAAUCAAAAUGUUGCUCGAGAAUGGAGCAGAAUUCGAUUUUGAUGAGCCUCUCGACCAUACAAACCAUACAAUUCUUCAUACAUCAGCUAUCGAAGGAGAUGUAAAGAGAUUGGCAUGCUUGUUGGAGUUGGGUCAAUCUCCAUACAAAAAGGAUGUAUCAACAGGAAGAAACAUUUUACAUUUUGCUGUCCUUAACAAUAGAAAGGAUUAUGCUGAAUAUUAUUUGAAAAUGAAACUUGAUGCGACCUUACUAUACUCCAUGGAUCUCAAUGGUCAGACUCCCAUUCACGAAUGUUGCAACAUGGAAAAUUGGGAAAUGUUGAAACUUUUCAUGACAAAGUUCAAUUUUGAUAUUAAUUAUUUGUUCCAAGAUGGCCUUUCUUUACUUCACAGAUAUGCGUUUCUCAAAAAACAAGACGUGUGCGACAAAUUAAUUGGGCUCAAAGCAAAGAUUAACCAUUUGGACAAGUUCGGGAAUACACCACUGCACUGGGCCUGUAGCUCUGGGUCCGCAACCUUAACGUCCUACUUUUUAGAGAAAAAGCUUAGUGCUAAUGAUCAAAACUGUGCCGGAAACUCGUGUCUUCAUGUUGCGUGUUAUCAUGGCUUUGUGGAUAUUACAGAGCUAUUGCUCUCAGACAAGAAAAUUCAAAUCAACAUUCUAAACAAGGAACAUCGAUCGCCUCUUAUGGAAUCAGUGUCAAGGGGACAUUUAAAAAUUGCAGAGAUACUUCUUUCUAAAGGAGCCAAUAUCCACGAGGAGGACAACAAGGGAAUGACCAGUCUUCAAAUUGCCCUCAAUGAAAAACAAGAAGAGACUUCUCUUCUCCUUAUCAAAAAGGGUGCUAAAGUGGAUCGAAAAUACGUGGGCUAUGCCAGAGAAGACUUCCUCACCGACCGAGAAUACAUGCUACAACAUCAUGUGGUGGAGAACAAUGAUAAAAGUUUAGAAUCGCUGAGAAAAUCUGCAGAUUUAGGAUUCAACACCAUUCUUCAACAAGCCAUUGUACAGGGUUUUUCAAGACUUGUCGAAGAAAUGGUUAAAAUUCCUGAAUGUCCUUUGGAAGAGCCAGACGUCAAUGGAGUGAAACCUCUGAUCAAUGCUAUCAAGGUCCAAAACAUUCAUAUGGUUCAGUCUUUGACAAGAACUGGUAAGGUGAAUGUUUCAGCUACUACAGAGCCCAUUACUGGAUUUUCUCCUCUCAUUCUUGCUUGUAGCUUGGGAAAUUACGAUAUUUGUGCUCAUCUUGUUAGGGAGUGUAAAGUAACAACAAACGGCUGUGAACACAUGACGAACAAAACUGCCCUUCAUUACGCUUGUCGUGUUGGAAAUUUGGAGAUUGUAAAAUUGCUGGUUGACAAUGGUUCUCGGGUCGAUGAUUUUGAUGUGCAUGACCGAACGCCUCUCUUUGAAGCUUGUGAACAUAACCAUGGUAGGAUUGUGGAGUAUCUCAUUGCAAAGCAUGCAAAUAUUGAGCACAAAGACAAGGAUGGUUUCACAAGCCUUCAUCUAUGUUGCCAGCAUGGAUCUGUGGCGUGUAUGACUGCUCUUAUUGAACGAGGAGCAAUACUGAACUCGAAAGAUUCUGCCGGUAGAACACCCUUAAUCGUUGCAUCACAAUUUGGACAAACAGAAUGUGGAAGAGUUCUUGUGAAAGCAUUUGCAUCAAUGAAAAAGUGA
Naegleria fowleri is the source of this 2169-nucleotide messenger RNA. RefSeq lists its product as uncharacterized. The transcript has a single exon. Gene Ontology annotation, molecular function: protein binding. NCBI's taxonomy places the organism in Eukaryota, Heterolobosea, Eutetramitea, Acrasida, Naegleriidae. The record is from RefSeq and is a predicted model, not a curated record. The coding region runs from base 1 to 2169 and encodes 722 amino acids.